Molecule: messenger RNA, 2073 nt
Organism: Fukomys damarensis (Damara mole-rat)
Lineage: Eukaryota; Metazoa; Chordata; Mammalia; Rodentia; Bathyergidae
Gene: Gdf9
Product: growth differentiation factor 9
Exons: 3
Coding region: 359-1741 (460 amino acids)
Biological process (GO): BMP signaling pathway; SMAD protein signal transduction
Cellular component (GO): extracellular region
Molecular function (GO): growth factor activity; cytokine activity
Source: RefSeq, a predicted model, not a curated record
CAUAAUUUCUCUAUUUUUAAAAAAUUUUUAAGAUAAUUCGUGUUUCUCUUAGACUUUCAGCUACAUAGUCCAUUAAUGUUGCAGGGACUUAGUUUUAAAUAAGCGACACAGAAAAGGGGAGAGGAAAACUAAAUAAACAAAUCUGCACCGUUGAGGACAAAUCCAGUAAAUAGGAUGUCAUCAGCUGAUUGGUAUAUACCUGACACAAGUGUCUUCAGCUAGGAACCCUUGAGGUCUGAUUACAGAGUGAUGCCGGUCCACCCACACAUCUAAAAGUUAUUUAAGAGAUCAAGCUAGAGCCUUCCCGCCUUUAGCCUUUAGGAGGAAGCUUGGUGUAGGGAAAUGUCCUUCCCACACCAUGGCGUUUCCCAGCAGCUUCUUCCUUUGGUUUUACUGCUUUGCCUGGCUGAGUUGUAUUAAUCUUGGUUGUCGGGCAUCAAGCGAAGAGUCACAGCUCACAGCGAGUGCCAAGCUGGAACCUGGACCAGAGCCUUGGUCCUUGCUGCAGCCUGUAGAUGGGGAUCCCCGCUCUGACCUCCUUCCGCCCCUCUUCAAGGUCCUGUCUGGCAGUCGAAGUGGGCCCCCUAGGCUUCAGCCAGACUCCAGAGCUCUGCACUACAUGAAGAAGCUCUAUAAGACCUAUGCCACCAAGGAGGGGAUCCCUAAAUCCAGUAGAAGUCACCUUUGCAACACUGUGCGACUCUUCACCCCUUACCCCCUGAAGAAGUAUGCUUCCGGAGACCAGGAGACAGGAAUCUUUCCGCCAGCGGACCUGCUGUUUAACUUGGAUCGCGUUGCUGCCGUCGAACGCUUACUCAAAUCUGUCUUGCUAUACACGCUCAACAACUCCGUUUCUUUUCCCUCCGCUGGUAAAUGUGUGUGCAGCCUGGUGCUGACAGAGCCAAGGGCUUCCGGCAAGACUCCCCCCCGAGGUCCCUACUCCGUCACCUCCAGCUCCCAGUUGGAACUGAGAAAGAAUUCCAGAUGGAUUGAGGUUGAUGUGACCUCCCUCCUGCAGCCUCUGGUGGCUGCCAGCCAGAGGAGUAUCCACAUGUCUGUCAACUUCACCUGUCCGACGGACCCGCCGAAGCACGUAGCGGAGGCUCGAGAGGGCCUGUUCGGCUCGCUGCUCCGCGUGCCCCCCUCGCUCCUCCUGUACCUGAACGACACGAGCGCCCAGGCCCACCACGGCUGGUAUUCCUUUCGCUACAGCAAGAGGUCUCCGCGGCGUCCCGGCCAGCGCCAAGGUGUGGCUGCCUGCCCCGCGCGCCAGGGGCCCGCCCAGGGCAGAAGAGCUCCCUGUCCCCGUCCCCGUCCCCGUCUCCGGAGAGGCCGGGAAACCCUCGGCCCCAAACCGCGGAAGCCUCUGGUUCCAGCGCCCUUCCACCACAGCGAGCACUUCAAACGGUUUCUUUUCCCCCACGACGACGAGUGUGAGCUCCGCGACUUCAGACUUAGCUUCCGGCAGCUCAGGUGGGACCACUGGAUUGUGGCUCCACAGAGGUACAACCCUCGGUACUGUAAAGGGGACUGUCCGCGGGCAGUGCGGCACCGCUACGGCUCCCCGAUCCACACCAUGGUGCAGAAUAUCAUCCACGAGAAGCUGGACGCGGCGGUGCCCCGGCCGUCAUGUGUGCCCGCCGCGUACAACCCGCUGAGCGUGCUGACCAUUGAGCCCGACGCCUCCAUCGCCUACAAAGAGUAUGAGAAUAUGAUAGCCACGCGGUGCACCUGCCGUUGACGUGCGCGCCCCCAGAGCAGAGCCUACAGCCGCUCCCGCGAUGUAAGUGUGCCCACCCGUGCCCCUGGGCGGGAGCUUUGUCAGAUCUCUAACUUGGUGCACACUGAGGAGGUGUAGCGAGCAGCGCGUUUUGUGGCAUCUUUCGGUGGAUAGAGCCAGUGGUUGCGUUGCUACUGAGUUUCUGCUUUUUUUCUUUUUUUCCCCCAAACUUGAAACGUAAUUACUUUGAAGAGUUUACUAUUUUUCCCCUUGAGCAAUGUUUUUCUUUUCACACAAGUCUUAUUUCAGGUGGGGAAAUGUCUUAAUUAGCAUAGAUCUAGGAAUUGCACUUA